Molecule: messenger RNA, 1731 nt
Organism: Ostreobium quekettii
Lineage: Eukaryota; Viridiplantae; Chlorophyta; Ulvophyceae; Bryopsidales; Ostreobiaceae
Source: the annotation of a GenBank genome assembly
AUGCUGGCCUCCAGUGGCGGCGCCGAGGAGGCUGUGCAGGACCCACUGUCCCGUGCUCUGGAUCAGCAGGUUCCAGAAGCACCCGAGGCGGUCACAGACCCUUUAGCCAGGAAGGCCCGCGCCCCCACAGGCCCCAUCACCCUCGACUUUGGCUCCUCCACUCUCAGCAAGGACAGCCAGGACUCAGAUGAGCCUGAGGUGGACGAUGCUGGGCUCCAGACCUAUGCCAGUUAUGGCCAGCUUGUGGGCCCCCCCUCCUAUGAGGAGAGUGUGCUGUAUGACAGCGUGGUCAAUGCCAGCAAUGGGCCAGGUGGCUCAGCAUCUGAUGCUACGGUGGCAGCCAAACCAGCGCUCAACGUGUCAGUGACAGACCCUCAGAGGAGGGAACAGUCUGGAGUGUUUGGCAUGCAGAGUGGCUACAUGCAAUACAAGGUAGUAACAAAAAGCACACUGAGCAGCUACAAGUCGCCCGAGUGUGUUGUGCGCCGGAGGUUUCGUGAGUUUGUGGCACUCGAUCAGCUGCUCAAGGCCAAGUUCAGAGGCUACUUCAUACCCCCCCGGCCAGAAAAGAAUGCUGUUGAGGGGCAGCGAAUGAAGGAUGGCUUCAUAGAAGAGCGAAGGAGUUCUCUGGAGAAGUACCUCUGCAGGUUGGCUGCCCAUCCUGAGAUAGGCCCAAGUGAGGAGAUGCGGCUCUUCCUGGAGACUGAAGCCGAGCUCGCCUCUGACAUCAACUGGCUGAUGCUGCAACCGCCCCAACAGAGCUUCCUGGAGGGUGCUGCCCGACUGCCCAAGCAGCUCUUUGGGAAGGAGGGUGUGCCGCAACCUGCAGAAGUUCUGCAGCCUGCAAAAAAAUCUGCAGAUAUUAUGCGAAUGAUGAGAGAGGGCAUGCAGGGAUUUAAGAAUGAACUGUAUGCACUAGUGGACAUGCCAGAGGAUGAGAAGGAACUGCGGUGCCAGACAAAGCUGCUGGAGAUGAUGUGGGACCAGCUGUCAGACACUUCGCGAGUGGCAGAAAAACUUGUCAAGAAAUUUGAGCGGAUGGGAGCCGUAUAUGGAGACCUUGGCCUGUCCUUCAUCAAGUUGUCAAAGUAUGAAGAGAUUGAAGGCAGCGAGCGUGCAAGGUUCACCGACACAGUCUCAUGCGCGCGGGCCCUGAGCUGUGACACCAAGCAGUGCGGGAUCGCCCUUGUCAGGCUCGCCCGCCUCGCCCGCAAAGUGACCAACAAGAUGGCGCAGGACCUUGGGGAGCUUCACGACUACAUGUACUUUAUGCCGUCUGUCCAGAGGGCACUUGCCACACGGGAACAAGCGAUGCUGACGCUGCAGACCCUCCAGUCGCAGCAGGUUGCCAAGGAAAAGGCUGUCGAAGAUAUGGAGGGAGGCGGCGAAAGGCCAGUGACUGGUGACCGUGGCAAGCUCCGCCGUAUGGAAACCAUGAAGUCUGAGAUCGCGGGUCUGGAGAGCAGUGUGAUGGCAGCCAAGGCUGAGUACGAAAAGAUCAAGGCUGUCAAUUUUCAGGAGGUGGAGCGCUUUAAGGCACAGAAGGCUGCUGACUUCACAGAGAUGCUGUGCAGCCUGGCAUGUGUGCAGGCAGCAUAUGCAGAGCGCAGUGCGGAGGUGUGGGCGAGUGUGGCGCGGGAACUGGGGGCAACAGAGCAGCAAGUGGCAGAGAGCAGGGCAGGGAUGCCUAACAGGGGGAUCAGGUGUGAGACUGGGCUGAUGGGCCGGUAG